UUUCGCAAAAGUGAUUCAUUCGUGCUGAUAAUUUGUGUUUAUCUUUGGUUUAGAAAAGUUGCUACCUGCGAAGGCGGCUGAUAGGAGGAGUAAUAAAAGAAAAUAAACGCACAACAGGGCCGAACGGGCGAAUGCCAAUCACCCACAGCUCAGUUUAGCCAACGACGUCACCGAGCGAACGUGCCAGUUAUUUUUAUAGAAUUUUUCCAUUCGAGCAAAUAUGGGUGACGAUGUGGAUUCGAAAACUCGCCUCGAACAGGGCAGAAAUAUUCCUCCGGCGCUGAAGAGACUGCUCGAGUGGGAUGUGGUCGUCACGAAGCAGUUCGUUAGUUUUAUGUUGAACUUUGUGCCACUACGGUCCCUGCGGACUCACUGUAAGGUGCUGGAAUACUCGUGCCAUGGGAUCGCCUGGUUGGCCGGUUGGCUAGCGUUUUGCUGGAUGAUCAAUCGUGCGGACUGGUACCAGAUGCAGGUGAAUCUGUUCGUCGGCCUGCUGACCGAUAUCGUAAUGGUGGCCCUAAUCAAAGCGGCCACCCGUCGUCGCCGGCCAGCCAUCAACGAUGACCCACUGUGCUUCGGUCCUGAUAAAUUUAGUUUUCCGAGUGGGCACGUUUCUCGCGGUGUGUUCAUCACCACGUUCCUGAUCGUACUCGAUCCGGUAACCGUUGUGUUGUGGCCACCGCUGCUCGCCUGGACGGUAGCACUGGCCCUGUCGCGACUGCUACUGUAUCGUCAUCACAUCCUCGACGUGUUUGGGGGGAUCAUUUUGGGGUUGUUCAACGCACUGCUCAUCUCGCUCAUUUGGUUCGACCAGGAGGCAAGCGUUUGGCUGAUAAACUGGAUCACCGAUGAGCGUGUGGCCGGAGCGGAAUAUGCCGUAUAAAUGUUGUACCGUACAAUCUCUAAUGUAUAUUAGCACGCCAAAAAUAAAGGACCACCACAGGAUCGUCCGGGUUUAUUGUUCGAACCUAGAAAGUAAACAUUUCCACCGCCUUGGGCACGAGCGUU
Messenger RNA from Anopheles bellator, 1008 nucleotides. RefSeq names its product polyisoprenoid diphosphate/phosphate phosphohydrolase PLPP6. Gene Ontology annotation, molecular function: sphingosine-1-phosphate phosphatase activity. The transcript has 2 exons. The coding region runs from base 221 to 883 and encodes 220 amino acids. The record is from RefSeq and is a predicted model, not a curated record. Lineage: Eukaryota; Metazoa; Arthropoda; Insecta; Diptera; Culicidae.